UCAAAAUCAGAUUUAUAGUUAUCGGCUCUGAAGUCGCUGCAGCAUUAUUUUUAAUUCGGAUAGUGUAGAUUUAUCGUUAUAAAUUUGGGAAACAAGCUGGUAAAAUAAUUCUAACGUUGUGUAUUAAAAUGGCAGCAAACCGCGAGCGUCGUGUGAAUGCUGGCAAUCGCAUUGCCAAGUUACUCGACGAGGAGGAAGAAGAUGAGUUUUACAAAACUUCCUAUGGCGGCUUCCAGGAGACAUCUGAUGACAAGGAAUAUAUUCAGAAAAAUGAAGAUGAAGACGAUAUUGUUGAUUCGGACUUCAGUAUCGAUGAAAAUGAUGAACCUGUAUCUGAUCAAGAGGAAGAAGUCGCGAAGCGUAAGAAAAAAGUUACCAGCAGAGCUUACAAGGAGCCAGUGAAGAAAACUUCGCCCGUUAAGACGACUAAGGAAAACAAGGUAAAAGCCGAACGCCAAAAAUCUCCGAAAAGAAGAGACAGAAGUACAUUUACAGUGCACGAUUCUGGGAGAAAAUCAUUUAGAAAAUCAACAGCAGCCAAAUCGGCGGCUACUUUGAGUCGCAUGAAACAGCGAGUUGAGGCAGAAAAGCGUAAACCUAAAGUAGUUAAGGUUGAAGAAUAUAUCCCUACCCAGGAGGAGUUGCUAGAGGAAGCAAAAAUAACCGAAAAAGAAAAUCUCAAAUCGCUAGAAAAGUUCAGACGAAUGGAGUUAGAGAAAAAGAAGACUCGGCCCACAAAAAGGGUCUUUACUGGUCCAAUACUUAGAUAUCGUUCUCUCACAAUGCCGCUUGUGGAGGAAGUUUUGCAGACUAACAAAAAUAUAGUACCGGAUGCAUUGCUUAAGAACGAAUCAGAUGAAAUUGAUGAAACGACUGAGAAAAGUAAAGAGAAGCUAACUAAGAAGCGUAGAAAAUCUGUCAUGCCCAAAGUUGAAGUGAAGGGCAAAUGUGAGCGUACUUUUAUCACAUUCGAAAACGACAUCGAUGAUGCUCUGUUCAGCAGCUAUUUCCCAAAAGUACCGAAACGAGACCGGCGUAGUCAGGUUUGUGCCAUAACUAGGCUACCAGCUCGAUACUUCGAUCCAAUCACAAAACUCCCAUAUCGUAAUUUGCAAGCGUUUAAAAUAUUGCGCGAAGCUUACUAUCAGCAGCUAGAGGACAGAGGAAAUACAGACAACCCGGAAGUGAGUGAAUGGCUCGAGUGGCGUAAGAAAAUUAAGGAUUAUCGGUUGAAAAGCCUAAACAAGAACAGUUCGCUGUUGGGAAUGAUUUCAGUUACUACUGCACAAGGGCAGUGAAUGGUAAGCACGAAAGAUUAUUGUAUAUAUGAACAUGAUUAAUUAAAUAGAUUUAGCAUUGAGAUUGCGA
Messenger RNA from Wyeomyia smithii (pitcher-plant mosquito), 1368 nucleotides. It is a transcript of the gene YL-1, whose product is annotated as vacuolar protein sorting-associated protein 72 homolog. The coding region runs from base 129 to 1298 and encodes 389 amino acids. Gene Ontology annotation, cellular component: nucleus. Gene Ontology annotation, biological process: chromatin remodeling; regulation of DNA-templated transcription. The transcript is spliced from 4 exons. Lineage: Eukaryota; Metazoa; Arthropoda; Insecta; Diptera; Culicidae. Gene Ontology annotation, molecular function: ATP-dependent H2AZ histone chaperone activity. The record is from RefSeq and is a predicted model, not a curated record.